GACGAAGACAGUGUCCGCGUGGGUCGCGGCUGACAUCUUGCAAACGCCGGAAUACGGCUGACCGCCGGGCUGGAUUCCACGUCGUUGUAGGCGGCAGGACACACCGGAUCGAGCCCUCGCGACGAGUCACAGGCCACACACUCGUGCGCGAGUGUAGCCGCAGUCCUUAUGGCGUCGAAGAGGAAUUUUGAUCCGGCCGUGCACUGGUUUCCGGACUGGGACAACCGCACGCGAGGAUGGCCGCUAGUGGGAAACCCGAUCCCGCUGAUCGUCAUCUGCGUCCUCUACGUCUACGCCGUCAAAAUUGUGGGCCCCAAGUGGAUGCGCGACCGCAAGCCCUUCGAACUUCGCGCCCUCAUGGCCGUCUACAACUUCGCACUCGUUAUCGUCAACAGUUUCUUCGUCUGGACGUUCGUGCGGCACGGCUACGUCGCCAAGGGCUACAAGGUCAUCGGUCAGACCAACGACUACUCUACCGACCCCCUGACCAUGCACAUCGUCCACCUGACAUGGUGGUACUACGUGCUCCGCCUGGUGGAGUUCCUGGACACGGUGUUCUUCGUGAUGCGCAAGAAGUACGCCCAGGUGACGGCGCUGCACGUGUUUCACCACGUAGUGGUCGCCUGGAACAUGUGGAUGAACGUCUCGUUCGGCGGUCAGGGACAGACCAUGUUCGUCACCGUGGUCAACUCGAGCGUGCACGUGGUCAUGUACACCUACUACUUCCUGUCGGCGCUGGGCCCGGCCUUCCAGCGGUUCACCUGGUGGAAGCGAUACCUUACCCAGCUGCAGCUCACCCAGUUCGUGACCGUCCUUCUGCACAGCCUGUCCUAUGCGUUCUACAGGGAAGGCUCCAUCCCGGGAUUCACUCUGGUCAUGGUCAGCGAAGCGGUGGUGUUCCUCGUGUGGUUCCUGUCCUUCUACAGCAACGCGUACCGCAAGGGUGGCCGUAGCACAAUGGACAUCGUCACAAGCACGGCGGUCGCGGCGACGGAAGCACUCGCCAAGGUUGCCUCCUCUUGCUGCCCAGAGCCACUGAACGAGAACAAAGACCAGUGAGCUGCUCUGACGGACUUUUUAGAAGAGAAGGACU
Rhipicephalus sanguineus (brown dog tick) is the source of this 1093-nucleotide messenger RNA. Its product is annotated as elongation of very long chain fatty acids protein 7. Lineage: Eukaryota; Metazoa; Arthropoda; Arachnida; Ixodida; Ixodidae. The coding region runs from base 169 to 1059 and encodes 296 amino acids. The record is from RefSeq and is a predicted model, not a curated record. Gene Ontology annotation, biological process: very long-chain fatty acid biosynthetic process; fatty acid elongation, polyunsaturated fatty acid; fatty acid elongation, saturated fatty acid. The transcript is spliced from 2 exons. Gene Ontology annotation, cellular component: endoplasmic reticulum membrane. Gene Ontology annotation, molecular function: fatty acid elongase activity.